Messenger RNA from Corapipo altera (White-ruffed manakin), 2211 nucleotides. RefSeq names its product GDP-mannose 4,6-dehydratase (gene GMDS). Bases 159 to 1289 code for a protein of 376 amino acids. Gene Ontology annotation, molecular function: GDP-mannose 4,6-dehydratase activity. Lineage: Eukaryota; Metazoa; Chordata; Aves; Passeriformes; Pipridae. Gene Ontology annotation, biological process: GDP-mannose metabolic process. The transcript is spliced from 11 exons. The record is from RefSeq and is a predicted model, not a curated record.
GGUGGCCGGGGCAGCGCAGGUAGCGUCCGGGUGUCCGCAGGCAUCCUUCCUCCCCUCCGUGCACCCGCCCCCAGCACCGCGAGCCUGACCCCGGCGGCCGCGCCUCCGCCCCGGGAUACCUCUGCACCUGGGGCGUGCCCGCCGCCGCCGCCCGGGGGAUGGCACAGCCGGCGGAGGAGGGGGCGUGUGCCGGCGCCGCCGCGGCGCCGGGAGACGACGGCGAGGAGAUGAACGGCAGGAAGGUGGCUCUGAUCACCGGCAUCACCGGGCAGGAUGGAUCGUACUUGGCUGAGUUCCUGUUGGAAAAAGGCUACGAGGUGCAUGGCAUCGUUCGUCGGUCUAGUUCUUUUAAUACAGGCCGGAUUGAACAUCUCUAUAAGAACCCACAGGCUCACAUUGAAGGAAACAUGAAGCUGCACUACGGGGAUCUCACUGACAGCACCUGCCUGGUGAAGAUCAUUAAUGAAGUCAAACCCUCUGAAAUAUACAACCUGGGAGCUCAGAGCCAUGUCAAGAUUUCUUUCGACCUAGCAGAAUAUACUGCUGACGUUGAUGGAGUUGGCACUUUGCGACUCCUAGAUGCUAUUAAGACCUGUGGCCUUAUCAACUCUGUGAAGUUCUACCAAGCCUCCACCAGUGAACUUUUUGGAAAAGUGCAAGAAAUCCCGCAAAAGGAGACCACCCCUUUUUACCCAAGAUCGCCUUACGGGGCAGCAAAACUGUAUGCCUACUGGAUUGUGGUGAACUUCAGAGAAGCCUACAAUCUCUUUGCUGUGAACGGGAUCCUCUUCAAUCAUGAAAGCCCCAGGAGAGGGGCUAACUUUGUCACUCGAAAAAUUAGCCGAUCGGUAGCAAAGAUUCACCUCGGACAGCUGGACUGUUUCAGCCUGGGCAAUCUGGAUGCUAAGAGAGACUGGGGUCAUGCCAGGGACUAUGUUGAGGCCAUGUGGCUGAUGUUGCAAACGGAUGAGCCUGAGGACUUUGUCAUAGCUACUGGGGAGGUCCACAGUGUCCGUGAAUUUGUGGAGAAGUCAUUUAAGCACAUUGGGAAAACCAUCAUGUGGGAAGGGAAGAAUGAAAAUGAAGUGGGACGAUGCAAAGAGACUGGCAAGAUUCAUGUGACAGUCAAUCACAAGUACUACAGGCCAACUGAAGUGGAUUUUCUGCAAGGGGACUGUACCAAAGCUAGGCAAAAGCUGAACUGGAAGCCAAGAGUCACGUUUGAUGAGCUGGUCAGGGAGAUGGUAGACGCUGACGUGGAGCUCAUGAGGAACAAUCCCAAUGCCUGAUCCCUGGCUGGGCUGGGCAGGCAUCAGAGGAGCCAUGCCAGGGAUACAACCCAUGGCCAGCACUGCCAUAAGCCACCGGGGUUGGUACCUGCCCCUCCCUGUGACGGUUUUAUUGUUGGCCUGCCUGUGUGUGCAAACCCAGUUUUAUCCCUCCCUCCACAUCCUCCCAGUGCCUGUUGCUCCACAGAUCAUCCCAAGGUCAGCCCUGCCUGGACUAACUCUGUAUCCUGCCAUUAAUUAGAGAAGGGUCAUACUGAACCUGAAAUAUUGAUCAGGCAACAAGCCCACUGAUUUAAUUUUUUUAAUUAAGACUCAUCUUUCUAUUACCUAGGACCUCCAGCAUGUUUUUAGUACUUUCUCCCAUUUGAGAAACAAAGCAUCCCCUGCCCUCCACCCCACAAUCUCCUUCUCCUCCAACAACAACAUCAGCAAACCUCUGGCGCUAACAUGGGCUCACCAUCCCUCCUUGCUCCACGGUUUCCCCUCUUUGGCCUUUCCUGAACAAUCGUUGGUUUUCUUUUCUGCAGCCUUACCUCCACCCCAGCGGCCCAUUUCCACCACUUGAACUCUGCUAAAGUUUGGAUAACUUGAUAUAACUUGCAGUGAAAUCGCCUUUUGACCAUGCCGAAUUAAUUCCUAAUUGCUGGAAUUGCUUUCAAACCAGUCAAGCCGGGGCUUGAAUGUGUUUUUCAGAUCUUCAUUUCAGAGUGUGCAUGAGUCACAGAAAGCCUUUUUCUCCCGCACCACCUCAAUCCGGGGGGUUUAGGGUGUUUUGGUUUCUGACCCCCUCUCCCCAGAAUUAACCCAUUCCCCUUCCACCCUUUUCCUGCUUACUAUAAUUAAACCUCAGACGGGAACUUGAACCAUCUCAAAAGAUGACUAAAGAAAUAAAAACUAAAUAAAUAAAAAAGCUUUAAAAAAA